AUAUUAUAUGAACUUAUUCAACUUAUUGGAUAUUAUUUAUUUGAGUUUUUUAAAUUUAACAAACAUGAAAAGUAGACGUAUUCAAUUAUAGUUAUUACCAAAUUGUUCGAUUAUAAUUAUUGUAUUAAGUAUAGUAUAGUUUAUAAACUUACUUGAAAUAUGAAUUCUUCUAAAGUCUUGAGAUGUAGCAUUCAGUUAACAAAGCUACAUAAAAUCAAUAAUAUUCCUGUUGGUCGUAGAUUUUCUACAAAUUCUCAACUAUUACGGCAAUAUUCAAAGGUUGCUGGAAUCGCAGGGGCAGGCAUUAUAAGUAUCAUAGCAUAUGGACUUACAUCUGACUACAAAGUGUAUGCCUAUUCAAAGAAAAAUAGAGAAAAUGACGAAUAUCUAAGCGGUCUACACUUGACAUCACGCGAGAAACGUUUCAUCAAGUUCGCUUCAGUUGAGUACCAUGGACAGCUUUAUAUGACUCCGCAAGACUUUUUGGAAUCAUUCGUAGAUGAGCAGCCUAGAGCUCGACUUCAGAGACACUUAAUGGUAGAUAAGGAUUUGGAAGAAAUUCGUGAUAAAGUACCUGGGCUAAAAAAGGGAUCUUCACAACUUUUUCGAACACUUCGAGACAAAGGAAUCAUAUCUUAUACAGAAUAUUUGUUUUUAUUAUCCGUGUUGACCAAACCACAGAGUGGAUUUCGUAUAGCAUUUAAUAUGUUUGAUACAGAUGGUAACCAUAGGGUAGACAAAAAUGAAUUUCUGGUGAUAACACGGCUCCUAGCUGGAAAACCAGCCCUCAGAAUAGAUCUUAAUAAACAUGCUAAAGAAAUUUUGUCCCAAUUAUCUACGAAACAAGUCGCUGUCAAACAACGAGUGCCGGAGGAAGAUUCAAACAUCAUUAACCGCGCUGCUGAUGAUUUGAUGGAAAAAAUCUUCAGCCAGUCUUGGAAAGACAAACACGGCGUGGAAGACGGCAAGUCUGACACGAACAAAAUAGACGCCAACGAUUUUGUGGAUGACGCUCAGGGUUUACAAAAGAAACAUUUAGUCGACACUACAUUGAUCGUUCAUUUUUUCGGCAAAAAAGGAGACAACGUGCUACUGUACGAAGACUUCAGAAAUUUUAUGGAAAAUCUUCAAACUGAAGUACUUGAAAUGGAGUUUCAACAAUUUGCCAAAGGAGGAGAUACCAUAAGUGAAAUGGAUUUUGCCAAAAUAUUAUUGAGAUAUACUCACCUGGAUACAAAUCUGUGCGAUACAUAUUUAGACCGAUUGUUGGAGAGAAUAAAAAUGGACAAAGGAAUACCACCAGGCAUUUCGUUUGAUGAAUUUAAAGUGUUUUGUCAAUUCUUAAAUAAUUUGGAAGACUUUACUAUUGCUAUGAGAAUGUAUACAUUAGCCGAUCACCCAAUAUCUAAAGAUGAAUUUCAUAGAGCUGUCAAGAUAUGUACUGGGACCAGUUUGAGCAAGCAUCUUGUGCAUACCGUGUUCGCCAUAUUUGAUGAGGAUGGUGAUGGUCAGUUGAGUUAUAGAGAGUUCAUUGCCAUUAUGAAGGACCGACUAAAUAGAGGAUUCAAGUCGUAUACAAAAAAUGAAGGAUGGGAUGCAUUCAAAAUCUGUUUAAAACAUGAAAUUAAAACUCCUAAUUAAUAAUAACCUCUUGUUAACAUUAAUUUUUAUUUUAUUCAAUGUUUGUGUUUUUUUUUUUAAUUAAUUAAGUAACUUGUUUGUUUUUUCAAUUAAGAAUUUUAAUAGCUACUUAAAUUAAAUUAACUUUUUUAUGUAGAUAUGAAUAAUAUAGAUAAUGAAAAAAUGCACUUAAAAAAAAAAUGAUUACAUAUUAAAAAUUGUUUAUUAAGAAUACUUCACAAAAUCAAAUUUUAUAUGUAUAAAAAUACAGAUUAUUGUAAACUGCAUUAGAAAUAUAUAUUACACAUGCUUGUUAUUAUAAGUACAGUAUUAAUUAUUAAUAGGAUACAAUUUGUACAUUUUCUUAUAUAUUUGUCAUUUUACAUAAUUGUUUAUAUAAUUUAAUGUUUUUGUUUUAGUUAUAAGCAUUUUUAUUAAAAAUAUAUAAAUAUGUCUAACUCUUAAAUUGACAUAACCAUCUUAUUGACAUCUUAUUGAUUUGAGAAAGCCAUUAAUCAGCUGCAUACUUAACAACCAGGAAGAAUACUGCAACAAAAGUUUGAAAAUAUUUUGAAUACUACAUUGGUAUUAAAUCAACACUUUAUAUUAAAAAAAAUGUUUGUUUGAUUGAA
Molecule: messenger RNA, 2252 nt
Organism: Aphis gossypii (cotton aphid)
Lineage: Eukaryota; Metazoa; Arthropoda; Insecta; Hemiptera; Aphididae
Gene: MICU3
Product: calcium uptake protein 3, mitochondrial
Exons: 11
Coding region: 160-1641 (493 amino acids)
Biological process (GO): calcium import into the mitochondrion; mitochondrial calcium ion homeostasis
Cellular component (GO): uniplex complex
Molecular function (GO): calcium ion binding
Source: RefSeq, a predicted model, not a curated record